AUGUCGAAACCUAGAGUUGCUGUUAUUAUCUACUCAUUAUACCAUCAUAUUUAUACUUUAGCUGAAUCUGCCAAGAUUGGGGUGGAGUCAGCCGGUGCAAAAGCUGAUAUGUUUCAAGUUAAGGAAACCUUGUCACCCGAGAUUUUGAAAUUGGUCCAUGCUAAGCCAAAAUUGGAUUUGCCACUUGCUGAAAACUCAACAUUGACCGAUUAUGAUGCUUUCUUAUUGGGCGUGCCAACCAGGUAUGGAAACAUGCCAGCACAAUGGAAGCUGUUUUGGGAUGGCACUGGGUCAUUAUGGUCAUCGGGUGCUUUGCGAGGUAAGCAUGCUGGUGUAUUUGUUAGUACUGGAACACCAGGAGGGGGACAAGAAACAACAGUCAUCAAUACUUUGAGCACAUUGGCCCACCAUGGAAUAAUUUAUGUCCCAUUUGGUUAUGGAUUCAAGGGCCAAACAAAUUUGGAAGAGGUACAUGGAGGAUCACCUUGGGGUGCUGGUACUUUCGCUGGUGGCGAUGGACUGAGACAAGUUACUCAGUUGGAAAAAGAUUUUGCCAGGCAACAAGGGCACGAUUUUGUCAACAUGAUUACCAAGUGGAAACAAUAA
Lodderomyces orthopsilosis Co 90-125 is the source of this 606-nucleotide messenger RNA. RefSeq names its product Pst2 NADH:quinone oxidoreductase. Gene Ontology annotation, molecular function: NAD(P)H dehydrogenase (quinone) activity; FMN binding. The record is from RefSeq and is a predicted model, not a curated record. The transcript has a single exon. Lineage: Eukaryota; Fungi; Ascomycota; Pichiomycetes; Serinales; Debaryomycetaceae. The coding region runs from base 1 to 606 and encodes 201 amino acids.